AUGAUCCGCACGAAACUGUUAUCGCGCUACAGUACCUUAGCUGUACGUGCCCUAGUGACAGCUGGUGCGACUGAACGCUGUUUUACUUCUGGUCGAUGUUUUCAUAAUCAUUGCGCUACUGAUAUACCUGUUGCUUCGGUUCAUCAUCAUCAAAAUGUGAAAGACGUACAUGCAUCAUGUUGUGGUUUCCCAAAGCAUCUCAAAAAUGGACCCUCGACAGUGCUUGAUCAAGGUGUCUUUGGUGAUGAUGCAUGCUUCAUUGCACGUUUCGAAAAUACAUAUGUGGUUGGUGUGGCAGAUGGUGUAGGUGGUUGGCGCAAUUAUGGCAUCGACCCAUCGGAAUUUUCCAGUCGCUUGAUGAAGCUGUGUCAAAAAAUUGUAAUGAAAGGCCAGUUUAAGCCAACUCGACCGGAUAAGCUACUAGCUCGUGCAUACGAAGCACUUGCAAAACCACCACGUCCAACCGGCUCAUCUACAGCUUGUGUACUUAUUGUUCAUCAGGAUACGCUAUAUUCUGCUAAUCUGGGUGAUUCGGGUUAUCUUGUUAUCCGGAAUGGCGAGAUAGUAUAUCGUAGUCGUGAACAGACUCAUUAUUUUAACGCGCCGUAUCAACUGUCAUUACCUCCAACGGAUGAUGGAAACGGUAGUUUCCUUGGCGAUUCUCCAGAGAAAGCUGAAUCGGCAUCAUUGGAUUUGAUGAGCGGUGAUAUUAUUGUGCUUGCAACCGAUGGUUUGUGGGAUAAUGUGACAGAAGAUGAAAUCGUUAAGCAGUUAUCAGGUCUCAAACCAGGUGAUGUGCAGAAAGCUUGCAACAGUUUAGCACUUACUGCAAGAAGGUUAGCGUUCGAUACGCAGCAUUUGUCUCCAUUUGCAGUAAAAGCAUCGCAGCACGGAAUCGACGCACCAGGAGGCAAACCGGAUGACAUAACACUUAUUUUGUUAUUGAUUGCUUGA
Messenger RNA from Brugia malayi, 954 nucleotides. Its product is annotated as 5-azacytidine resistance protein azr1, putative. The transcript is spliced from 5 exons. NCBI's taxonomy places the organism in Eukaryota, Metazoa, Nematoda, Chromadorea, Rhabditida, Onchocercidae. Bases 1 to 954 code for a protein of 317 amino acids. The record is from RefSeq and is a predicted model, not a curated record.